Molecule: messenger RNA, 1228 nt
Organism: Dendronephthya gigantea
Lineage: Eukaryota; Metazoa; Cnidaria; Anthozoa; Malacalcyonacea; Nephtheidae
Product: L-xylulose reductase-like
Exons: 8
Coding region: 86-820 (244 amino acids)
Biological process (GO): xylulose metabolic process; glucose metabolic process
Molecular function (GO): carbonyl reductase (NADPH) activity; L-xylulose reductase (NADPH) activity
Source: RefSeq, a predicted model, not a curated record
UCGUUAUCAAAACAACCCGCAGGCUAGCGUCAACCAAAGGCAUAGUGUGGUCAAGUAAUCGUGGUCUAAUUGUAUCGAAUAGAAAAUGGAUAUUGAUUUUACCGGGAAAACGGCGUUGGUAACUGGAGCAGGAAAAGGAAUUGGUAAAGCAACUGUUAAGUUAUUGGCGAAAUGUGGAGCAAAUAUUAUUGCACUUUCAAGAACAAAAGCUGAUUUAGAUUCCUUAAAACUGGAGGUUCCGACAAAAUUUACACCAGUCGUAGCGGACUUGAUGAAGCUGGACGAGGCUAUAAAAGCUAUUGAAGCGACUGGGGAACAUAUUGAUUUGCUAGUUAACAAUGCAGGUUUGGUUAUUCUGAAGGAAACAAUUGAUGUCACUGAGGAAGAUAUUGAUAGGUCGAUGAUUAUCAAUGUCAAAGCACCUAUUCGUCUAAGUCAGCUUGUUGCUCGUGACCUAAUCAAAAGAGGAACGGGUGGUGCAAUCGUGAAUGUAUCGACAGUUUUGACACAAAUUAAUUCUGCUGGACAAAUACCAUACACUAUGACAAAAGCUGCGAUGGAUAACGCGACAAUGGCGAUGGGUGUUGAACUUGCUAAGCACAAGAUCCGGGUGAAUAGCGUGUUACCUGGUUUAGUUGAUACGCCACAUGGUAAUCAGUACCCACCAGAAGUUGUACAAAUGGUACUUAAAAGAUUUCCACGUGGGCAAAGAGCAGGUGCUGAUGAAAUAGCCGAUACUAUUGUUUACCUGUUGAGCGAUAGAGCAAGCAAUAUAACAGGCACCAAGAUUGUAACAGAUGGUGGAAUGUUGGCAAACUGAAGACUAUAUUUAGGUGUUUUAAUGUUGCGCACUACGAAACGAAAGGGGACAAUGAUCUCAACAUUUUAAAUUCUUGACAAACCUUUAUGCCUGACUGAUUUUGGAGACGCUGCAUGCAAUUUAUAAUUUUAAAAUGAUACUUUCCUUGUGUGAUACGGAAAAGUGUUACAUAAUGGACGGGAAGUUCCUAUUGAUUUCAGAGGAUUAGAGGAAUGCCGGCAAAUUUUAUAUAUUUUUCCUCAUUGCAUGGUCUUUUCUCUGUGCUGUACCAAACCAAUUCAACCCGUGCAUUUUUAUUUAACUAUCAUUUAAUUGAUUACUUUUUAAUAUUUUACUUUUUUAUUUUAUUUUACUCUCUAUUUUAGUCUCGGAUUUAAUUUAAAGUUUGGCGAGAGAUCGCUGGAAAUA